Molecule: messenger RNA, 552 nt
Organism: Aphidius gifuensis
Lineage: Eukaryota; Metazoa; Arthropoda; Insecta; Hymenoptera; Braconidae
Product: zinc finger BED domain-containing protein DAYSLEEPER-like
Exons: 1
Coding region: 1-552 (183 amino acids)
Molecular function (GO): protein dimerization activity
Source: RefSeq, a predicted model, not a curated record
AUGCUGAAGCAUUAUUAUAAAACAAAUUGGGUAUACUGUGCAGUACUUAUUCUGGAUCCAAGACACAAAAUAGAUACCUUCUCUGCUACCUCAUGGGGUCUUGAAAUGAAACAAGAAUCAGUUGAACAUUUCAAUAAAAGUUACCGAGAUUAUCAUGUUUCUAUGAAGACAGAAACAUCUCAUGUUGAAGAAAAUGUGGUACCAGAAAUCUCAGAGAAGGUAGAUGAUGAAAACGACUCAAUAGAUUUUUCAUCUCUUUAUGAAGACUCACCAAAAUCUGUUGAUUUCAAGGCUGAGUUAGAUGGAUAUCUAGCCUUGAAGAGAGCUACAAAGGAUCAAAAUAUUUUGGAUUGGUGGAAAGUUCAUGAACAUAAUUUUCCAACACUUUCACGAAUGGCCAGAGAUUUAUUUUCAAUCAUGGCUACAUCUGUGCCAUCAGAACGUCUUUUUUCAGUUGCAGGAUUAGUCAUGACAAAAACACGAAAUUCAUUAAACGAUGAAUCCGUACGAGCCUUGUUAUGUUUACAUUCUUGGUUGGACAAAUCUUUGUAA